UUAGGAAAUGUCGCAAAGGUGACAGGAGCGGUGCGCCAUUAUACACGACUCCAGCAGGCGGAGGUGCUGCGGCCGGGGAGGUGCCCGGGCGGAGGCGGAGGAGGAGGAGGGUGUAGCCGCCGGGAGGAGGAGGGCUGAGCCCGAACACUUCUCACACAGCGGAAUAAGGAAGCGCCGUCACCCGGGGUCCCCCCGCCACGGACCGGAGCUCGUCCACCCGAUCUGCAGGUGAAAGGAGAGAACACCAGAGACACCAGAGAGGGGGGCCGAGGAGGAAGACCCCUAGGAGGACGUCAGCAGGUGCACCAUGGCUCCUUUCCUGCGGAUUGCCUUUAACUCAUUUGAGUUGGGACCUAUGCCAGCACAGUCUGAACAAUACCAGCCAUUCUGUGCCGUGAAGGUGAAGGAAUCCCUCACUACAGACAGAGGAAAGACACUCGUCCAGAAGAAGCCGACGAUGUAUCCAGACUGGAAGUCUUCGUUCGAUGCUCAUAUCCACGAGGGUCGGGUAAUUCAGAUAGUGCUGAUGAAAGCGGCUGAGGACCCCCUCUCUGAAGCCACAGUUGGGGUCUCUGUACUUGCAGAGCGCUGCAAGAAAGGAAAUGGCAAAUCAGAGUUUUGGUUGGAUCUGCAGCCCCAGGCCAAAGUGCUCAUGUCUGUGCAGUUCUUCCUCGAGGACGCCGAUUGCAAACAGUCUGUGGGUGAAAAUGAAGGACUCGUAACUAUCAACAGGAGGAGAGGAGCCAUCAAACAGGCCAAAAUACACUACAUCAAGAACCAUGAAUUCAUUGCCACAUUUUUUGGCCAACCAACCUUCUGCUCUGUCUGUAAGGAGUUUGUGUGGGGCUUGAACAAACAAGGAUAUAAAUGCAGGCAGUGUAAUGCUGCCAUACAUAAAAAAUGCAUUGACAAGAUCAUAGGCAGGUGUACGGGCACAGCCACCAACAGCCGGGACACCAUGUUUCAAAGGGAAAGGUUUAACAUCGACAUGCCUCACCGGUUCAAAGUUUACAAUUAUAAGAGCCCUACUUUCUGCGAUCACUGCGGCAGCUUGCUGUGGGGAUUGGUCAAGCAAGGGUUAAAAUGUGAUGAGUGCGGUAUGAACUCGCAUCACAAGUGUCAAAAUAAAGUGGCUAAUCUGUGUGGCAUCAACCAGAAACUCCUAGCAGAAGCUUUGACCCAAGUCAGCAUAAAAUCCAACAGGAAAUCCGAUUCUGGCUUGGACAACAUUGCCAUAUACCAGGGUGUAGUUCCAAAAAGUCCAGCUGCUGCAGGACUGGAUGCAACAGCAGACAACCAGUAUGACAGACUCUGGGAGGGAAACAGUCCUCAGCCGAAUGUCAGGGUCUCCAGCCUCAGAAACCGCAUCAACGUGAAUAAAUUCCAUUUCCACAAGGUUCUUGGGAAAGGCAGCUUUGGGAAGGUAUUGUUAGCCGAGCUCAAAGGCACAAACGAGUACUUCGCAAUAAAGGCCCUGAAGAAGGACGUCGUUCUGAUUGAUGAUGACGUGGAGUGUACCAUGGUGGAGAAACGAGUGCUCGCUUUGGCCUGGGAAAAUCCCUUUCUUACACACAUUUACUGCAGCUUCCAGAGCAAGGAACAUCUUUUCUUUGUCAUGGAGUUUCUGAAUGGAGGCGAUCUGAUGUUUCACAUACAAGACAAGGGUCGAUUUGAUCUUUUCAGGUCUACGUUCUAUGGAGCCGAAAUAAUAUGCGGAUUACAGUUUCUUCACUCCAAGGGCAUUAUUUAUAGGGAUCUGAAGUUGGACAAUAUCAUGCUGGACAAGGAUGGUCACAUCAAGAUUGCAGACUUUGGAAUGUGCAAGGAAAAUGUGUUUGGGGAAAAUAAAGCCAGCACGUUCUGUGGGACUCCAGAUUAUAUUGCCCCAGAGAUACUCCAGGGACAGAAGUACACAUUUUCUGUAGACUGGUGGUCUUUUGGAGUUCUGCUGUAUGAGAUGUUGAUAGGACAAUCCCCCUUCCACGGUGAUGAUGAGGAUGAACUGUUUGAGUCAAUUCGAGUGGACACUCCCCACUUUCCACGCUGGAUUACAAAAGAAUCAAAAGACAUCCUAGAAAAGCUGUUUGUGAGAGAGCCCACAAAAAGACUUGGUGUGAUUGGGAACAUCAAGCUGCACCCCUUCUUCAAGACCAUCAACUGGACUGCUCUGGAGAAGAAAGAAGUGGAUCCUCCUUUUAAACCUAAAGUGAAAUCUCCCAGUGACCACAGCAACUUUGACCGGGAAUUCCUUGGCGAGAAGCCACGUCUGUCCUACAGCGAUAAAAACCUCAUUGAUUCAAUGGACCAAGCAGCUUUCCGUGGGUUCUCUUUCAUUAACCCCAAAAUGGACCGACUGCUUGAGAAAUGAUAAUAGUGUUUCCUAUGAACUGUAGGUCUAGAUUUACACUAAAGGGAACAACAUCCAGAAUAACAUCAUCCCUGUACUGCAGGACCGACCAACCAUCCUGGAGCUCCUUUGUAUUUUUUUAUAUAUCUAUCACUCCGCCUGCAGAUGGGGUUCUUAUUUUAAGCAUAAAUAUUUAAUGCCAUCUGGGUACUGUACUUGAAUGUAGUUUAUAUGCUCAAAAGUAUAAAUAUGAACUUUGCUGUAUAUACUGCUAGUAGGGGUAUACGUAAUGUAGAUGGGGAGAAGAGUUGGAUGAAAAUAUUUUUUACAUUCUACUCCAGCUUUGUUCAAAAAAAAUAAAUGGUUAU
Messenger RNA from Bufo bufo (common toad), 2715 nucleotides. RefSeq names its product protein kinase C delta (gene PRKCD). Gene Ontology annotation, biological process: protein phosphorylation. The transcript is spliced from 18 exons. Lineage: Eukaryota; Metazoa; Chordata; Amphibia; Anura; Bufonidae. The record is from RefSeq and is a predicted model, not a curated record. Gene Ontology annotation, molecular function: ATP binding; diacylglycerol-dependent serine/threonine kinase activity. The coding region runs from base 308 to 2368 and encodes 686 amino acids.